This is a messenger RNA of Synchiropus splendidus (mandarinfish), 1897 nucleotides long. It is a transcript of the gene serinc3, whose product is annotated as serine incorporator 3. Gene Ontology annotation, cellular component: membrane. NCBI's taxonomy places the organism in Eukaryota, Metazoa, Chordata, Actinopteri, Syngnathiformes, Callionymidae. The transcript has 10 exons. The coding region runs from base 173 to 1576 and encodes 467 amino acids. The record is from RefSeq and is a predicted model, not a curated record.
CCCUGCGCGUUCGCGAGUGGGGCUGCGGAUUCAGGUCGACAUAACAUACGCCGUCUCUUACACAGUAGUCUGCCCCCGCUGUUCACCUGAGAGACCCGGAGGUGUGUGUUGGGAGAGCGACCCGUCACCGUGGCAGACUGAGUGGAUGCAGGACAAGUGAAGUCUGAGCGCCAUGGGAGCCGCGCUCGGUGCCCUCACCUUCCCUGGGUGGGUUCCCCAACUGUGCAGUGGUGCAACCUGUUUGAUAUGCAGUUGCUGUCCAAUGAGGAGGAACUCCACAGUGACCAGGAUCAAAUACGCCUUCACCUUGUUGCUGGGGACAAUCCUGUCCUCCAUCAUGUUAUCACCUGGUGUGGACCAGCAGCUGAAAAGAAUUCCAGGCUUCUGUGAAGAUGGGGCUGUUGCCUACUUCCCGGGCAUGCAAGCGGAUCUCAACUGCCAAAUCUUUGUUGGUUACAAGGCUGUGUACCGUGUCUGCUUUGGCAUGAGUAUGUGGUUCUUGGGAUUUUCCUUCCUCUUGGUUAACAUCAAGAACCGCAAAGAUCCACGUGACGCUAUCCACAAUCGAUUUUGGCUUUUCAAAUUUGCUCUGUUGGUGGGAAUCACAGUGGGGGCAUUCUACAUUCCCAAUGGGCCUUUUAUCAACACUUGGUUCAUGGUGGGCUCCGGCGGUGCCUUCCUCUUCAUUCUGAUUCAACUGGUGCUGCUCUUGGACUUUGCCUACUCCUGGAAUGAGUCCUGGGUGGACAGAAUGGAAAGUGGGGAUUCUCUGGGCUGGUAUGCAGCAUUGCUGAGUGUUACAGUCCUCAACUACAUCCUGUCAAUAGCUGCAUUUGGGCUGCUCUUCAUCUUCUAUAGUCUGCCUGAAGCCUGCUCGAUCAACAAGUUCUUCAUCACCAUUAACAUGUCCGUCUGUUUGGUGGCCUCCUUCAUCUCAGUUUUACCUAAAGUUCAGGAGUCUCAACCUCACUCUGGUCUGCUGCAGUCCUCCGUCAUUACCCUCUACACCAUGUAUCUGACUUGGUCUGCUAUGAGCAAUGAGCCAGAUGGAGAAUGCAAGCCAAACCUCCUCAGCAUCUUCCAGCGGAUGACAGUUCCCACAAUGGGCCCUCUGGAAAUUGAGAAUCAAACAGCUGUGGUGAUUAUUGGCACAGAGGAACCCAUCCUGUCUUCACCAUACCUGCAGUGGUGGGACGCUCAAAGUAUCGUGGGACUGACCAUUUACAUCCUGUGCAUCAUUUACUCAAGCAUUCGCUCAUCCAGCACCAGCCAGGUGAACAAACUAACCAUGGCCUCCAAAGACUCCAUCAUUCUAGCUGAGGGAGGCAGUAACUCUGAGGACAAGGAGCAGGCACUGGUCCCCUAUAGCUACUCUUUCUUCCACUUCAUGCUCUUCCUGGCUUCUCUCUACAUCAUGAUGACUCUAACCAACUGGCACAGUCCCAAUGCAGACUAUACGAUCACCAGCAAAUGGCCAGCAGUGUGGGUCAAGAUGAUCUCGAGCUGGGUGUGUUUGGCCCUGUACAUUUGGACUCUGGUUGGACCCAUGAUCCUCACCAGCCGGGACUUCAGUUGAUGGAUUUCAAGUGUUUGCAACACUUGAAACCAUCUGAACAGGCAGAUGACACAUAAGACAUCAUGGAGGUGGAGCUGAACAGUUUUCAGCAUGUUUUUCACGGAAGAAUCCCGAAAGAACCAUUCCAAUGACUUAUGUCUGCUACUCAUGGAACUCAGGUCGAGCAUUCCGGUCGUAGUGAAGUGAACAGAUGGACAGCAUGAGGACGGAUGCAGACUGGAAACAGAUAUACUGAGCGUUUUAUUGUCACCAAUUACGUAAAUUGUCAAAAUGUUCCCUUUGCUUCAUUUGGAAACAUGCAGUCAAAAUAAAGAUAUAUUA